This is a messenger RNA of Phacochoerus africanus (Common warthog), 2097 nucleotides long. It is a transcript of the gene NKX2-2, whose product is annotated as NK2 homeobox 2. Gene Ontology annotation, biological process: regulation of transcription by RNA polymerase II; cell differentiation. NCBI's taxonomy places the organism in Eukaryota, Metazoa, Chordata, Mammalia, Artiodactyla, Suidae. The transcript has 2 exons. The record is from RefSeq and is a predicted model, not a curated record. The coding region runs from base 393 to 1214 and encodes 273 amino acids. Gene Ontology annotation, cellular component: nucleus. Gene Ontology annotation, molecular function: RNA polymerase II cis-regulatory region sequence-specific DNA binding; DNA-binding transcription factor activity, RNA polymerase II-specific.
CCAUUUUUUCCUCGCCACCAGCCGCCACCGCGCGCCGAGCGGCCGCCGGAGCCGGAGCUGACGCCGCCUUGGCACCCCUCCUGGAGUUACAAACUCGGGCCCGGCCGGCGGCGCUCGGCGCGCAGGCCGCCCGACUCCCCGCGUCCAUUUCCGAGUGCUUGCAGAGAAGACAUAGGCAACGCGUUGGGCUUUUUUUUUUUUUUUUUUCCUCCCCACCCUUUCCCAGAGUUUCUUUCUCUUUCCUAAACAUAAUAAUCUCAAUAAUUAAAGCCCAUCCCCCCUCCCCUCCCCCAACCCCUCUCCCCAUAUCCCCUCCCCCGCCCCGACUGAGAGCGCUAAGAAUUGACCAAGUGAAGCUACAACUUUGCGGCAUAAAUUGCGGGGUCCCGGCCAUGUCGCUGACCAACACAAAGACGGGGUUUUCGGUCAAGGACAUCUUGGACCUGCCAGACACCAACGAUGAGGAGGGCUCGGUGGCCGAAGGGCCCGAGGAGGAAAGUGAGGGGCGGGAGCCCGCCAAGAGGGCCGGGUCGCUGGGGCCGGGCGCCCUGGACACCGUGCAGAGCCUGCCCCUGAAAAACCCCUUCUACGACAGCAGCGACAACCCGUACACGCGCUGGCUGGCCAGCACCGAAGGUCUCCAGUACUCCCUGCAUGGGCUGGCGGCCGGCGCGGCACCCCAGGACUCGAGUUCCAAGUCCCCGGAGCCCUCGGCCGACGAGUCACCGGACAACGACAAGGAGACCCCAGGCGGCGGAGGGGACGCCGGCAAGAAGCGGAAGCGGCGGGUGCUCUUCUCCAAGGCGCAGACCUAUGAGCUGGAGCGGCGCUUCCGGCAGCAGAGGUACCUGUCGGCCCCCGAGCGGGAGCACCUGGCCAGCCUCAUCCGCCUCACGCCCACGCAAGUCAAGAUCUGGUUCCAGAACCACCGCUAUAAGAUGAAGCGCGCCCGGGCAGAGAAAGGUAUGGAGGUGACGCCCCUGCCCUCGCCGCGCCGGGUGGCCGUGCCCGUUUUGGUCAGGGACGGCAAACCGUGCCACGCGCUCAAAGCCCAGGACCUGGCAGCUGCCACCUUCCAGGCGGGCAUCCCCUUUUCGGCCUACAGCGCGCAGUCUCUGCAGCACGUGCAAUACAACGCCCAGUACAGCUCGGCCAGCAACCCCCAGUACCCGACAGCACACCCCCUGGUCCAGGCCCAGCAGUGGACUUGGUGAGAGCCGCCCCCUCCGAGACUCGCGGCUUCAGGCCCAGGCCCCACCCCGGCGGCGGAGGCGAGGAGGACUCGGCCUUUACGAUGGUUCUUAUAGUAUUAUAAUUAUGAUGGCGUCGAGUUGACUCUCGGCUCCAUUGGGGAGGUUGCCUGCACCUCCGUGGAGAGGCAGAUCCCACCCAACCAGCUCUGCCUCAUCCCUCUCUCUGUUUGAACCUUUGGAGAGGGCUGAACCCUAAGCCGUGUUUACAGAAUGUUUGCGCAGCUUCGCUUCUCUGCCUCUCCCCGGGGACCAAGUGGUCCCAGCGUUAAUGUCCUCACUUGAGAAGGAGAAAAAGACAUCCCCACCCCCGCUUUUGUGAAUUUUGUAAAAUAUGUUUGUGUGAGUAGCGAUAUUGUCAGCCGUCUUCUUCUAAAGCAAGUGGAGAACACUUUAAAAAUAUAGAGAAUUUUUUUCUUUUUUUAUAUAAGAAAAUGCUAAAUAUUUAUGGCCAUGUAAACGUUCUGACAGCUGGUGGCAGGUUUCGCUUUUCGUUGUAAAUAUCAGUGGUGAUUGUUGCCAAAAUGACCUUCAGGACAGGCCUGUACCCCAUGGGGGCCCAACUCCUUUCUUUGUGGUUUGUUUUGGUUUGCUUAUAUUUGGUUAUCCUUGCUUUCUUCUUUUCUUUUCUUUUUUUUAAAUUUUGUUCAGUGCAAACAUUUCUCAGAUCUGAAAAAAGGAAAACAAAAAUGUGUAGGUGAGCGAGCAGCCCCCCUGCCCCAUCCUGGGGUCCUGAGCCCCGGAACUUGGAGCUCAGCGGUUCCCUGCGAUUCCCCAAGAGCGCCGGGCGCUGAAAGCUUUCAAUUUUUUAAGUAAGAAUUUUAAUAAAAAUCCUGUGUUUAAAAAA